This is a messenger RNA of Mytilus californianus (California mussel), 2527 nucleotides long. Its product is annotated as carboxy-terminal kinesin 2-like. Gene Ontology annotation, molecular function: ATP binding; microtubule binding; microtubule motor activity. The transcript has 9 exons. Gene Ontology annotation, biological process: microtubule-based movement. Lineage: Eukaryota; Metazoa; Mollusca; Bivalvia; Mytilida; Mytilidae. The record is from RefSeq and is a predicted model, not a curated record. Bases 90 to 2297 code for a protein of 735 amino acids.
AUACAACAGAAUCAUGUGACAAUGAAAUUUUCUAACAUGUCGCAUAUAAGCCUGUAUGCAAAGGACAUCAAGCAAACUUAUGAAAGAGAAUGCGUAUCAUACUGUCGAUGAUCACAAUGUCUGAAUUCCACAGUUUCAUUAUUUUCCUUUUGAUAUCUCCCACUGAUUCCUACCGUUUACAAUGUCCAGAUAUAUCUCAGAGACUAUUAAGGGCAUCGGGAUAUUGCACAAGUAUUCUAAGAUGGGAAUACACAUGUCUUUAUGAUACAAAUAGAUUAAGGUUUUCGGAACAAUGUGAAAAGAACCAAGAUUAUGUAAGACCAGGCGAAAGAUAUGUAAUAACUGGAAGUCUUCGAAAUGUCGAUUGUUCUUCAAAACAAUAUCAGCCUUUUUCGUUAUGGUCAAACAUAAGUGGGGUGUGUUUGUACCAAAAGACCCCAUGUGUAGGACAGGGUCAAGUUAUCUUCAGCAAUGGGUCGCUCAUUGAAGAUAGAAAAUGUCGUUGCGAUUACACGAAAGGAUAUACAUUUAUUCAACGACCAAAACAGAACUGUUCUUGUAACCCAUCAGAGGAGGAUUGUUCCUGUUACAUCAGUGAAUGUCCUGGUGGUUCAGUGUUAUCACCUGAUUAUGAAUGUGUUGAGGAAAAACUGCAAACUGACUCGGAGUGUCCUCCAAUACAGAUUGAAAGUAGCGACAGUUGGCAGAGGCAAAACAUAAAAAGUUAUACGGACAAACAAGUACAGUCAAGAAUGCGUUUGAUUGCAGUGGGCACCAUGUUUGUUCUUGUUGUAGCAUACACAGUGAUUGUGUUCGUCUUGUGGAAUAAAAUAUCGAAAAUUGAAUGCAUGCAAGGUAUAUCCCAUAACGUGGAAAAUCUUGGAAAAAUGUCAGCAACAAUAGUUGGAGAUAGAAACUCAACACCAACAUCACAAUCGUCAACAACAGUGGUUGGUUCAACCACAGAAGAAACUGAUCAACAGCGAUUAAACGAUACAGCAUUGGAAAAAACCAAAUUACAACAUAAUGACAUUCUGAAAAAAGAAGGAGCCAAGAUAGCGGAACUGGAACAGUUAUUGGAACAAAAACGUAAAGAGAUAGAAAAUCAAAAAACAAAAAUUGACAAUAAAGAUAAAGAGCUUGCAAAAAGAGACAAAGAGCUAAAUAAAAGAGAUAUAGAGAUAAAGAAAAAAACCUAUGAUAUCAGAACUUUUGAAACAGAGAGAAAAACAUCACACAAUCAUAUACAGGAAUUAAAGGGCAACAUCAGAGUAUUCUGCAGAGUCCGACCUUUACUGGAUCAUGACAAACGAGGAAAUAAUUGUAACAUUAAUCAUAUAUCUUUUCCUGAGCCAAACAAAAUAGAUGUUGUCAAAACUAGUAAUGCUAUAUCAAAUGAAAUAAAUAAACCAAAAAAAUUUAGUUUUGACAAAGUAUUCAAGCACCAUGCAACACAGGAACAAGUAUUCACAGAAAUAUCACAGCUAGUUCAGAGUGCAUUGGAUGGUUAUAACGUGUGUAUAUUUGCGUAUGGUCAAACAGGUUCUGGAAAGACUUAUACAAUGGAAGGCACAUCUGUUAAUGAUGAUGAUGUAAAUAGGGGAAUGAUUCCCAGAUCCGUCCUGCAAAUUUUUGAUACAAUUAGAAAGCUAACAAUUGAAGGAUGGACAUACUCAGUAGAUGUAUCAUACUUAGAAAUAUACAGACAAGAAAUUAAUGACUUACUAUGUGAGAAAAAGGUCGGUUUAAAACAUGAAAUCCAAGACGUCAAUGAUGAAGUUCGUGUUACCAACAUCACUACUGAACGAGUCACUACAGAGAAAGAAGUAUAUCUGUUGUUACAAAAAGCAUCUAAAGACAGGGAAUGGGCAGAAACGAAGAGCAAUAAGAGGUCAUCUAGAAGUCACAGUGUUUUUACGCUUAAAUUAACAGGGACAAAUUCGAUAACUACAGAAACAAGCAAAAGUACCUUAACCCUAGUUGAUUUGGCUGGUAGUGAAAGAACUAAAAUAUCUGGAGCAGAAGGUCAACAAAAGAAGGAGACAGUAGCUAUAAACCAAUCACUAACUUCCCUAGGUAAAUUCAUCAGGGCUAUAAGGGAUAAGGACAAAGCUCCAGCUUACAGGGAGUCUAAGUUGACUCUCUUGUUACAUAGAUCUAUAGGAGGAAAUAGUAAAACACUCAUGUUUGUCAACAUAUCCCCUGAGGAAGAUUUUGUUGAAGAAACUAUUAACUCUCUCACGUUUGCCACAGAGGCGAACAAGUGUAAAAAAGGAAUUGCACAACCGAACAAAUAAAACUAAGAAAUUGAAUAUAUUUCUGUGGUGGUGAUGUCAUUUUUUUUUACUGUAAACGCGUCUGCUGUAUUGAUGUUUCCAUUUUUGUCUGGCUAUUGUUUAACUAAGCACAAUUAAGUAUUUGUAUUUAUAUCUAUAUAUUAUAGUGUAGUAAACAACAUAUGAAAAUAAUCAACUUAAAUUGUCAGAUAAAACUAACGGUAUUUGUUCCAAUAAACGGAUUCUCGGAU